UACCCACUUCAGGUACCAUAGUACGUUACAGACAACAUGACUCUUUCCUUACAACAGGAGAUGGAACGCAUCUACGACGACAGGAUGAUGGAUAUGAUACCUGAACGACUCAAGGCACUGCUGCAAGACGAAACACUGCCUCUCUGUAGUUGCUGUGGCGUCCACGAAUCCAAUCCGUCUUUUCAGUGUCAGAACUGCCGUUUGGAGUGUUACUGCUCCGAGUCUUGUCGUGGAUCCCAUUCCAAAAAUCACUACUCCAUCUGCCAUCACCACUGUCAAAUGAGACAGAAUCCUGAAAUGCCCCGAUCCACACCGCGCAUUUCCUUGGCACGGGGAGACGAUGUGCGAAUUUUGGCGGGUGUCGCCAAUCGCAUUCGAUGGGCGGAUUAUUUGGUGCAGCUGGGAACACGUCUUCAAGCUACAUGUAGUAAGACAAGCCAUUUUUACUUGCGACAAGCGCUCAAAACCUACUUGCACUGUCUCGUGUGGGGCGCCCGACGCAUUCAUCACGGACUUGCGGCCGAACCGAGAGCCCUCUGUCUCAUGGCGCUAUUGGGCGGGGAUGCCCAGUUGCUCUUGGAUUGGUAUUCGUAUACUUCCAGUUGGGAUUCUCCCGAGAAUCCACAAGACGAAAACGAUGUUUCGCCCGCUCCAUCCGAUCAGAGUCGACAAAAAGCUCAGUAUCCGCUCUUGGCACUUCAUGGUCUUUUUGAACAAGACACGGAAGACGCGGACGAUUGCGUCUUUUCAAACAUGUACUUGUUGGUGUGCAUCCGUUCGUUGGCGAGGCAUCGCAAGCUCGUCACAGGGUUUGCAACCUACAAGGACGUGUGUACGACAGUACCUGAGGUCGUCCAAGACCACAUUGCUUCGUUUUUGUGGAGCCGCAGCGACCAGGAGUACGCCGCCGCAUUGGCCGAGGAUGAAAUUGUUCGUGUGAUUCAGCAUAUACAAGAGCACAAACGCGAUGGGAGAUUGUUCUUGCGUCAACUGCAGAGCCACGUUCCGUUGACACCCGAAGAGGCGCCCCAGUUGUUGGCGGGGAAACGGGGCGAGCGGAAUUUGGACGGCAUACCCGACGCUUCAGCGCUUCCCGAGUUGUGGACGUCGUAUCAAGCAUGUUUUGGCCAUACCGAACUGGCCGAAUUCUUUUUGCCCCAACAUGAUAAGGAAAAGAAGGAUUAGGCGGCUGUCUCGAGCCAGGGAGAAUGUACGUUGUUG
Molecule: messenger RNA, 1221 nt
Organism: Seminavis robusta
Lineage: Eukaryota; Bacillariophyta; Bacillariophyceae; Naviculales; Naviculaceae
Source: the annotation of a GenBank genome assembly